Messenger RNA from Rhopalosiphum padi (bird cherry-oat aphid), 828 nucleotides. Its product is annotated as piggyBac transposable element-derived protein 3-like. The transcript is spliced from 2 exons. NCBI's taxonomy places the organism in Eukaryota, Metazoa, Arthropoda, Insecta, Hemiptera, Aphididae. The record is from RefSeq and is a predicted model, not a curated record. Bases 1 to 828 code for a protein of 275 amino acids.
AUGGUGGCAAUACAUCCGAUUUUAAUGAAUGCAGUGACGAUUAAAUUUUUUUUUUAUGUAAAUGAAUUUGAAGUCGAUGCUAUUAAUUGGGAUGAACUCGACGUACUUCAAAGAGAGCUGGAAAUAGCAGAUAAUUCAAAUGACCAAGACUUAAAUAGUGUAAAAAAUGGUUGUCUUCAAUUAAUAAGUGAUACACAUCUUAGUAUUGACGAACAAAUUAUUCCGUUUACUGGCAGCACUCGAUUAAUACAAUACGUCAAAGGUAAACCUAACCCCGAAGGACUUAAAAAUUUCGUAUUAGCUGAUAAAAAUGGCUUAGUUUUAGAUAUUUUUAUUUAUCAAGGUAAAAAAACUACAAUUGAUCAUGACGAUUGUGAAUUUUCAUUAACUUUGGCUGAAUCAGUUGUGUGGCAUUUAAGUGAAACAGUCCCACCCAAAACGUGUUUAUAUUUUGAUCGAUAUUUCACCACUGAAAAAUUAGUACAGAUACUACUAAAAAAAAAUUUUUUUUCUACGGGUACAGUAAUGAAAAAUCAUUUGCCAAAAAAUAUAACAUUAAUGUCAGAUAAAGCAAUGAUGAAAUCAAAUAGAGGUACUUCAAAACAAUAUGUGAGAGAAGAUAAAAAAAUGGUAUUGGUAAAAUGGUUUGAUAAUAAGCCAAUCCAUUUAUUAUCUUCGGAAAGUGAUAAAGAACCAAAAGAUACUUGCCGCCGAUGGUCAAAAAAAGAAUUUAAAAAAAUUGAUGUGGAAAGACCUAAUUGUGUUAAAAAUUAUAAUACAUUUAUGGGAGGUGUCGACUUGUGUGAUCGCAUGAUAGCUCAUUAUUGA